Nanorana parkeri is the source of this 601-nucleotide messenger RNA. Its product is annotated as platelet glycoprotein IX-like. The coding region runs from base 1 to 600 and encodes 199 amino acids. The transcript has a single exon. NCBI's taxonomy places the organism in Eukaryota, Metazoa, Chordata, Amphibia, Anura, Dicroglossidae. The record is from RefSeq and is a predicted model, not a curated record.
AUGUCGUGGUUUCUCAUCCUACUUGUUUUGAUUCAUGAUGGUGAAAGUAGUACUGAUUUAUGCCCCACCUCUUGCAGCUGUAGUGCAAUUGAGACCCAUGGACUAAUAGUCAACUGCAAUUCGAGGCAUCUCAAAACUGUGCCAGAUCUCCCAAUUACCACAGUAAAGCUUUAUUUGCAAAACAAUCUAAUGACCACUGUUCCCCCAGGAGCCUUGGAUCACCUGGUCAGCCUCCAGGAAGUUGAUAUCUCUGGUAACCCUUGGAAUUGUGACUGCAACAUCCUUUACCUGAAAGCAUGGCUUGAUUCCCAACCUGUGCAGAGAAACCAUGCAAAUGUGCAGUGUGCAACUCCGCAAUCUGCAUCUAUGAAGGCUUUUCAAAAUCUGACAGGGAAUGAAAUGCCCAGGUGUGGAAAGCCAUGGCCAAUCAAAUGCAAAAGAUUUUUUGUAAGGGACUUGUACAUGAAUGCACUUGCUGUGGUGGUCCUGAUCUUCAUGUCCUAUAUAGCACGGAUGGCCAGGAAACUAUCUUGUCGUGUGGCGGUCUCACCUCGCUCACUCCAAAAUACAUCCACCAAAGAAACCUCCAAAUCUAAAUAGG